This is a messenger RNA of Etheostoma spectabile (orangethroat darter), 5743 nucleotides long. RefSeq names its product interphotoreceptor matrix proteoglycan 2a (gene impg2a). The record is from RefSeq and is a predicted model, not a curated record. NCBI's taxonomy places the organism in Eukaryota, Metazoa, Chordata, Actinopteri, Perciformes, Percidae. The transcript has 22 exons. The coding region runs from base 232 to 3687 and encodes 1151 amino acids. Gene Ontology annotation, molecular function: hyaluronic acid binding; heparin binding. Gene Ontology annotation, biological process: visual perception.
CAGAAGCUGUCCUCUCAACACCGUGGGACACACCUUCCUUCAGCUAAGGAGGAAAGCAGAAAACCAGCACGUCACAGUGUCGUCAAAUGAUUUCUGUACGGGCUUCUGUUACUUUUUCCGCGUCUGGAGACUUCUGAACUAUGCAAACUUGUACGAAGCUGUUGAGAGGAAACCCAUAUCUACUUGAUCCUUUUCCAAGGCUACGGAUUUAAACACAAUCACGGAUUUAACAUGAGCAUCGUAUCUUGGAGAUGUGUUUUCUACUGUGUUGUAUUUAGUUUUGUGGUCAUAUUUUUUAACACAAGGGCAGAUGCAACACUGGAGGGAUCCUCUAUGGGUUACCUCAGCUUGCCAUAUAGUCAGCAGCCUUUGGUGUUUCCGCGGGUCAUUCGUGUAUCUGAUGUCAAGGUAUCUGAUGAAGGCCACGCCGUUAACUCUCGACGGAAACGGAACAUCCUUUUCCAAAAUGGAGUCAAACUCUGUGCACAAGACACCGCCCAGCAAGUAGUUGCAAACCACCUAAACUACUUUCAUCUCAGAGUGUGCCAGGAGACCAUAUGGGAGGCUUUCAAGAUAUUUUGGGACCGCCUCCCAGAGCAAGAAGAGUACCAAAGCUGGAUGAGCCAAUGCCAGGAGGGCACAGUCACAGCACAAUAUAUUGGCAGCUACUUUAGCCAAUCAGAGGAGCAUCAAGCUCUGGUUAAAAAGAGAAUGUCACUACCAGGUUUGAAAAGUGAGCCCACCAGGUCCUGGCAACAUAUCUGCAGCUCACCAACACCAACAGCCCCAGAAGCUGUUGAAGCUCCUGAGUUAGAAGACAAAGCAAAAGGAGAGGUGGAGGAGGCAGCCACUAUUGUCCCAGAGGUGGAGGAGAGUCCGCUGGACAAUGAUAUUGCCAUGCAGCCUCCCACCCCCGCUCUGCUGGAGCAGGUGGUGGAGUUGAGCAUCCUCUUGACCGGAGAGACGUUCAGCGCCAACCUCUACGAUCCAGCCAGCCUUCAGCACCAAACACUCAGCAGACAGCUUGUUGAAAAGAUAGAGGACGCUCUGGAGGGGCUUCCUGGAUUUAAGAGUGUGUCUGUGCUGGACUUCAGGCCCCAGAAGGACACCAAGGGGCUGGAUGGUGUGGUGGUGGACUUUGCUGUCACACUGGUGGUGGACGGAGCAGGCGUGAGCACUGAGCAACUGGACUACCUGACCUUGCAGUCAAACCUGGUGGAAAACUCAUACCGUGGGGUUGUGGAGCUCCCUACGGUGGUCUACACCAUCAACGAGGUCAAAAACGUCAUCACCGUAGCCCUGCAUAACAACGAGCUAGAGAAUGGUUCCAAAGUGUCUGAGGUCCCUGAGUCUGUCAACGCUGCAGACGGAGCCAUGAUUAAUGCUGUUGAUGAGCUACCAGAGGUCCCGAUCCUAGAAGAGGACACCAAGGAAGUCAACAAAGACGACGUCCUGCCUGUGCCCUCUGGAACCAACACAGUGACGAACACAGAAAAGGACGUUGUUGUUCUGGAGGAGAGUGCAGUUGGGUCUCCUGCUCCUGUCCUGACCACUAGAUCACCUGAAGCUGGCGUCAUUGAGGACGAGGGUAUGCUACUGUGGAACACUGUGCAGACUCCUGUUGUAAAAAAGAAAACACCAGCAGAGCUCCCAGCUGAGCUUCCCUCACCUGAGCUGCCAAAGGGUGUCACAGUGCCUGAACCACCGGUAGAGGUAGAGGCCUCUGGUUUAGGCACAGAAGACCUGGAGGUCUUGCUCCAACCAUCUAUAUCCACAGAAGAAGAAAAAGAAGUGUCUUUUGCGGAGACUGGCUCAGAAGAUUGGCUGAUAACAGAAGACGUCAACAUAAAUGCAGGUGCCACCUCUGAAGCUGAAACCGAGGAAGUUGAGGUUGCGGCAGUGGGAGAAGAACCUACUACUUCCACUCUGGAAGAGGAGCAUCUGGAUGAGGUAAUUGUGAAUGAGACAGAGAUUCCAGAGGGGCUUGAGUUCUUCACAAUUGCAACUGAGACCAUAGAAAAAGAAGGCCCGCCUGCCCUAGUCUCACCUACUGCAGCUGUAGAUGUAGCGAGUAAAGAAUCAGAGCUGCAGACAGGAGAAACCGAUCUGCUUCCUGUUGGCAAAGACUUGGAGGGCACAGAAGAGGAGUUCACAGAUGUUCCAUCAACAGAUGAGGAAGUUAACCCCGAACAGCCUGUGGAAGACACAGACAUUAAUAAUUUUGAAGCGGGUGGCAUAGAGGAAGUAACAGAGAGCGAGGGACAAGCUCCACCUGUAGAGGAAGAAGGCCCAGCAGCUCCAGAGAUCUCAACAGGAGAUCUUACAGAUGAUGAGAUCUUACUGGUCAACAUGAGGCCUGCCCAACCAACUGCCCUGUCUCCAGAGAGGGAGUCACCUUUCACCCGUAUCUCUGAUGUUGCUCAGACUGAUAUCAUCAUCCCUUCAAUGGUUGAGAUCCAGACAGCUAUUGAAGGAUUGGAUGAUGCCACCGUUAGAGAUCAGGACUAUGAUGUGAUCCAUUAUGGUUAUGGUUUGAUUAACCACACAGAGGAGGGCAGCACUAGCUUUCCGUUUGGUGUGGCGCACGGCACAGACAAAGUCAAUAUCGCCAUGCCUGUGAACCCUGGACGAGCACUGAUGGUGUUCUUCAGCUUGAGGGUGACCAACAUGAUCUUCUCAGAUGAUCUCUUUAACAAAAGCUCCCCAGAAUACAAAGCUUUGGAGCAACGCUUUAUAGAGCUGCUCGUGCCCUACCUACAGUCCAACCUGAGUAACUUUGAGAACCUGGAGAUCCUGAACUUUAGGAAUGGCAGCAUUGUGGUAAACAGUCGGAUGAAAUUUGGCAAACCUGUGCCACAAACCGUCACCAACACUGUCUAUUUGAUCCUGGAGGACUUCUGUAACACAGCCUACCAGACCAUGAACUUGGCCAUUGAUAAGUACUCACUGGAUGUUGAGUCAGGUGACAAGGCCGACCCCUGUAAGUUCCAGGCGUGUAACGAAUAUGCAGAGUGUAAAGUGAACAAGUGGUCGGGGGAGGCGGAGUGUGUCUGUAAUGCUGGCUACUUUAGCGUGGACAGCCUGCCCUGUCAGAGUAUCUGUGAGCUGCAGUCUGACUUUUGCCUUAAUGACGGCAAGUGUGACAUCAUCCCUGGCCAGGGAGCCAUCUGCAGGUGUCGCGUCGGGGAGAACUGGUGGUACAGAGGAGAGCACUGUGAGGAGUACGUAUCUGAGCCGCUGGUGGUUGGCAUAGCAAUUGCUUCUGUAGCUGGAUUCCUAUUGGUGGCCUCCGGUGUCAUUUUCUUCCUCGCCAGGACAUUACGGGAUCAGUAUGACAAGGAUGAGUCAGAGGACCCCCUACGGCGAGCAGAGAGUAUACCGUCUCUGGAGAGGGCGACCAAGUACAACCCCAUGUAUGAGAGUGAGGCCACUACAGGCUACAGCCACUACUACCGGCGCUAUCCUGAAGCUCCCGUGUACAGCAGUGCCAGCGCUGAGGCCUCCACUGACUUCAGCAGUGAAGAGAUACGACAUAUCUAUGAGAACAGUGAACUGACCAAGGAGGAAAUCCAAGACAGGAUACGCAUUAUUGAGCUCUACGCGAAGGACCGUCAGUUUGCAGACUUUGUACGGCAUCAUCAAACUGUUGUGGAUACCCGCAGAGAGAGCUCCUCUGCACACACAUGAAACUCUCCUGUGAACAACAAGAAACAUGUCUCUAUGUUAAGUAAAGCUCCCUGUCAAGACUGCACUUCCUUCAUCAUGACACUCAGAACACUGCUCUUUAAUUCUGGACCAACGACCCCUCUUUGUCUCUGCGUAUGUCUCUGAAGUGUUGACUGUUCUUCCUCCUUCCUUUGUGCCUUCUCUUGACUGGGUGAGCUGGUUGUUACAUCAAGUGUUUACGGCUCAUCUACUUGGACGUCUCCCUUUUGGGGAAAACUGGACUGCAUCCUAUUACUUGAAAUGUUCAUCACAUAACUGUCACAAAGUAGUCCUUUUUUUAGUGGAAUGAGUGGUUUUGUUUUGUCAUGUCAUAUCUGUCCAUUCUCAAAGGGAAGAACUAAAAUCUGUUGAAUAUGUGUGUAUGUGUGUGUAUAUAUAUAUAUAUAUAUAUAUAUAUAUAUAUAUAGUGUUACCGUUAGGAUGUUUGCUAGUUAAGAUAUUAUACUUUUUGUCUGUUAGGUUUUGUCAGAGAGGCGCAGAGGCCACUGCUCAAGCUGCUUUAGUCAAUGGUGCUAUCUUGAUUUAAAAUGUAGUGGUCUACAAUGACACAUUUUUCAAAUUUAAAAGGGACACCAAUGGAUCAGCUCUGUAUACAAUACUGUACAUUAAAGAAAUAGUUUUGUAAAUAUGCAUAUUUCCUAUCUAAGACUUUUAUGCGAAGAUCCAUUGAACUCUCAUAUCUGACCGUUAAAUAUAAAUGUACAGCCGUUAGCCGUUAGCUGAGCUUAACACAAAAGCUGGAAACGGGGGGGAAACAGCUAGCCUGGCUCUGUCUAAAGGGAACAAAAUUUACCCCCGUAAGGAUGUAUUUAUUAAACAAACUACAAAUAACAUGUCAAUAAGCGUUAGAAAUACUGGUAGGCAGAUUUAGCUAUGCACACAGAAAUUGGAAUCAAUCUUUCCAUCUGAAUCUGCCAGAAAGCAAAGCAAACGUAUCUCCCAAAAUGUAAAACUAUUACGUUAAGGUGGCCAGAUGUAAUGCUUGUGAAUUAUUACAGUAAAUUAAUUUAAAAGCCGCCUUUCACCAUCUGAAUGUUAAUCCAGCUAUUAUUACCAUGGUCGUUGAUUUUUUCUGUCCCUUUAACAGCUCCAUGAAUCAGAAGCUUCGGUGUGUGUGUUUGUAAAUGUACAGCGUGGUAGACAUGAGAAAGUGAAACAGUGGUGAUGGGAGAAAGGCAGAGAGCAUGAACCAUCUAUAGCCCCGGGAUUGAGAAAUAAGUGAAAACACAUCUCAGCGGAAAAAGGCUCUGGGGCAAGCAGGCCAAGGAUUUGAUCAAAUGGUCUGCUUUUAGAUGGUAUAUGUAAUGCACCUAAAAGUACAGGUAAACCAGGGAAACCAAGCUGAUAAGCAACAUUUUCUUUGGAAAGACAACCUCCAGCUGCGUCUCCUGCUGAAGAAACCUCAAGGCUACCAGCAAUUUUUAAAAAUUGAUCUACCCUGUGACUACUUAUUUGGCCAUGAUCUUGCUCCUCAAUCUGAAACCUUCUGACAGACUAAUUCAAGUGUUUUCUUUGGUGUUCUCAUGUGUUUCUCUCUGGACUUCUUGUGCUUGAUCCCUCUUGUCCCCUGAGUGGACCCCCACAGCUGUAACUGAUUAUGAUCUGUAGGUUUUUCGCUUGUUGUUGUCCAGUGUGACGUCCAAAUCAGACACGUCGACACGUAGAUCAUGUCCUAGCGUCUUGUUUACAUUACAUGCUUCUCGUCCUCUGCGCUUAUUUUAGAGGUCUACACAAGCGACAAACAUCUGUAAAGCAGGCCAUUCUAACAGUCUCAUGCCUUUUUCAGUCUGCAUAUUCAAUUGUAUUUUUAUAUGGAUGCUUUUUUUUGUCUACAUACAGUCUUUGUCAACAUCUUCCAUCUGCCACCUGGACAAACAACCAAUCAUCCUAUACAGUUGUUGGAUGUAAAUCAUGUGUGUCUCAAAUGUUUAAAUAUAUGAACAUAUUCUUUUUAUACUGAUAACUGUUUCAACAUUUUGACAGUACCUUGCAGCGGUGUAAAUGACUAAAAACAAAU